AUUUAGGAUUUCGCAACACGAUUUCUCCACGUUUUGUUUAUAUUUUUAGCAUAUUGAAAUGUAGAUUUCAAUUCUCCACAUCACAGCAAACCAGUGCCACUCUCUUCACAGCAAACCAGUGCCACUCUCUUCACAGCAAACCAGUUCCACUCUCUUAUAAACUUAGAAAAAAAUGAAGACCUUAGAUACUAAAGCCCUGUCGGAAUUACAGAAGAAGCCUGCCUGUAUAAGAAACAUUUGCAUUUUAGCACAUGUUGAUCAUGGGAAAACAACACUUGCUGACAGUUUGGUGGCUAGUAAUGGAAUUAUCUCUCAACGAAUGGCUGGAAAGCUUAGAUACAUGGACAGUAGAGAGGAUGAACAGAUACGAGGGAUUACAAUGAAGUCAAGUGCAAUAUCUCUGAUGUAUAAACACUGUGACAAUGAUUAUCUUGUUAAUCUGAUUGACUCACCUGGACACGUAGAUUUCUCCAGUGAAGUUUCAACAGCUGUCCGACUCUGUGAUGGAGCCAUUGUUGUAGUUGAUGUUGUAGAAGGGGUGUGUCCACAGACACAUGCAGUACUAAGGCAGGCUUGGUUGGAGAACAUCAAACCAAUUCUUGUGUUGAAUAAGAUAGACAGAUUAAUAGCUGAAUUAAAGAUGGAUCCGCUAGAAGCAUUUUAUCAAUUGCAACAAACAUUGGAACAGGUUAACCUAGUGACCAGUGAGUUGUUUACAUCUGAAAUUAUGGAGAAAACUUCAAAUCAAACUAAUGGUAAUGAUAACAUGGACGAAUUUCAGUCACAUGACACUACAAGUACAUUUGAAGACACAGAGAAAGAAAGAAACAUUUUCUUCUCACCAGACCAAGGAAAUGUAAUUUUCGCCAGUGCUGUAGAUGGUUGGGGAUUUACAUGUGGGCAGUUUGCCAAGUUAUUUUCCAAGAAAACUGGUAUCAAUAAGGAUGUCUUAUUAAAGACGCUUUGGGGAGAUUACUUCUUGAAUUCCAAAACCAAAAGGAUUAUGAAAGGUGCACAGGCCAAAGGAAAGAAACCAAUGUUUGUACAGAUAGUUUUGGAGAAUAUAUGGUCUGUGUAUGAAGCUGUUUAUGUUAGAAAAGAUAAAGACAUGAUAGAGAAGAUAGUUAACUCCCUUGAUUUGAAGGUGUCACCACGAGACAUAAAACACAAUGAUCCUAAAGUACAGAUAAAAGCAAUUACUACACAGUGGCUCCCUCUAUCAGAUGCUGUCUUAGGAGCUGUUGUAGAAAAACUACCAUCUCCACUCCAGAUAACAGAAGACCGGAUAGAAAAAUUAAUGUGUCCUCAUGGGAAAAGAUUUGAUAAACUUCCUCAGGAAACUCAACAGCUAAAAGAAGAUUUUAUGAAGUGUGUAGCCACAGAAGAGGCCCCAGUGAUAGUAUUUGUAUCUAAGAUGUUUCCGGUAGAAAGAACUGAUUUGCCACAGAAUAAACAGAGACCUCUUACAGAUGAAGACAUUCAAAAAAGAAGAGAACAGGCAAGACUAAGACAUGCAGAGAGAAUGGCUACAACAUCUGAUAAUAGAACGACAACACCAUCAGAUAGUGUAGAAAAGAUAGAACAACCUACUGUGUCAAGGAACAUAGAAGAAGAGGAUAUAUCUGAUAAAGAAUCUCCUGUUGGUUCUGACACAGAACCUGAACCAGACCAAACAUUUAUAGCUUUUGCCAGAGUAAUGAGUGGUGUUGUAAAGAGAGGUCAGAAGUUGUAUGUCCUAGGACCUAAACAUGAUCCAGAAUUAGCUUUAAAAGAGGAAGCUUCAGGACACCAGAUAGAUGAUACCUUAUCUAUAAAAGAUUUGAGUAGUGACAGACAUAUAACAGUAGCCACAGUUAGAGAUGUUUACCUUUUCAUGGGAAGAGAACUAGAACUCAUGGAUAGUAUUCCUGCAGGGAAUGUACUUGGUAUAGGUGGAUUAGAGGACCAUAUCUUAAAGUCUGGUACAGUAUCCAGCACUGUAGCCUGCCCUGCCUUUACAGACUUGUACUUUGAUGCUUCACCAAUUGUAAGAGUGGCUUUAGAGCCAAAACAUGCUGUUGAUAUGAAGAAACUUGUACAAGGAUUAAAAUUAUUAAACCAGGCUGAUCCUUGCGUCCAAGUCAUGGUACAAGAAACUGGAGAACAUGUGAUUGUCACAGCUGGAGAGGUCCAUCUACAAAGAUGUGUAGAUGACCUGAAAGAGCGGUAUGCCAAGAUAGAGUUGAAUGUAUCAGAAGCUAUCGUACCAUUCCGAGAAACAAUCAUAAUUCCUCCAAAGAUUGACAUGGUGAAUGAAGUUAUACAGGAUACCAAUGUUGUUAUUAAGACUAGCAGGAUGAAGGAAUUUGAAGAUGAUGAAGAGGUUAUAAAGCCAGGACUUAUUCAGACUUACACAACUAAUAAGAAAUGUUGUGUUGUAAUCAGAGCUCAGCCUCUUCCUGAUGAUAUUACCAAACUAUUAGAAGAUAGCAUGGACCUACUGAAAAUGUUAGAUCAUCUAAACAAAACAUCAGACAUUGUCAGUUUAAAUCUAUCAAUACAGGAAGGAAUCAAAGAUUUUAAAUCUAAACUUGGCAAAAUUUUUGAUGAAUCUGGAAAAUUUUGGAGAGGUGCUAUUGACCAGAUAUGGGCUUUUGGUCCAAGGAGGGUUGGACCAAAUUUGUUAUUAAAUAGAAUUCCAGAAUACAUUAGACAGACUGUGUGGACAUGUUUAGAUAAUGAGUCUGAAGGAAAUGGUGAAUUGUGGGACCUUGACAAUAGUUUUGUUAGUGGAUUUCAAAUAGCAACAUUGUCUGGACCUCUUUGUGAGGAACCAAUGAGAGGAGUUUGUUUUGUUAUUGAAAAAUGGGAAAUGAUGAAUGAGACAGAAAAAUCUAAAGAUAUUGUAGAAAAAGAAAGUCAUAUACAAAAUGAAAGUAGAUCUGAAUGUUCUAAAACUUCUGUAAAUGAUUGUGAUAUAGAUAAUAUACAAAAGUUAACAUCUAAGAUAGAUUUGGGAAAUAAAUGUAACAGUGAUAAUGAAGCAUCUUGUUAUAAAAUAAAAGAUUCUGUAGCUAGAGAGAAAACAGAGACUUAUGGUCAAUUCUCAGGACAGUUAAUAUCGUGUAUCAAAGACGGCUGCCGUAAAGCAUUCCAAACCCAGUCUCAAAGAUUAGUGGUGGCAAUGUACAAAUGUAAUAUACAGGCUACAGCUGAGGUUUUAGGUAAGCUAUUUGCUGUUCUGGGUAAAAGAAAUGGACGAGUUAUUGAAGACGAAAUGAGGGAAGGGUCACAAAUAUUUAACAUUAUUGCUGCACUACCUGUUGUAGAGAGUUUUGGAUUUGCUGAUGAUAUUAGAAAGAAAACAAGUGGGUUAGCUAGCCCACAGCUAAUGUUUAGUCACUGGGAGGUAGUAGAUAUUGAUCCAUUCUGGGUACCUACAACAGAGGAGGAAUAUCUUCAUUAUGGAGAGAAAGCAGACUCAGAAAACAGAGCACAUCACUACAUGAAUGCUGUACGAAAAAGGAAAGGACUAAAACUGGAUAAGAAAAUCGUUGAACAUGCUGAGAAACAGCGGACAUUAACUAAGAUGAAGUGAACCUUAUGUCCUCACACAAAAACUUUUGAUCAGGCUAUGACACAGGAUUGGAAUGCUGUACGCUAACUGAAAGACUUUACAUAUGCAGAAAACAGAGGGCUCGUUUUUUAAUUGAUCUCACUUAUUACAAACAAUUUGAUAUUUAGAUUUUAAAAUUCAUGUACUAAAUUUUUAUUUUCUAACUUAUUAAAAUUUUAUGAACUACAA
Mytilus californianus (California mussel) is the source of this 3784-nucleotide messenger RNA. RefSeq names its product elongation factor-like GTPase 1. Gene Ontology annotation, biological process: cytosolic ribosome assembly. The transcript is spliced from 24 exons. Gene Ontology annotation, cellular component: ribonucleoprotein complex; cytosol. The record is from RefSeq and is a predicted model, not a curated record. Gene Ontology annotation, molecular function: ribosome binding; GTP binding; GTPase activity. Lineage: Eukaryota; Metazoa; Mollusca; Bivalvia; Mytilida; Mytilidae. Bases 173 to 3577 code for a protein of 1134 amino acids.